Molecule: messenger RNA, 1380 nt
Organism: Arachis ipaensis
Lineage: Eukaryota; Viridiplantae; Streptophyta; Magnoliopsida; Fabales; Fabaceae
Source: RefSeq, a predicted model, not a curated record
AUGACACCAGGAAACUCCACCCCCGAAUCAUGGAAGCUACACGUUGACGGCUCCUCGAACAUCACUUCCAGAGGCGCCAGAGUCAUUCUCGAAAGCCAAAAUGGAGUCGUAAUCGAACAGUCAGUACGAUACGAAUUCCCGGUCUCAAAGAACCAGGCAGAAUACGAGGCCCUCUUAGCAGGCCUAACCCUAGCCCGGGAGGUCAGAGCAAAAGUCCUAGAGGGGUCUUGGACCCACCCUAUCCUACAGUACCUCCUCGAGGGAACACUGCCGCCAGACCCCAAAGAGGGAAAGCGAAUAAAAGGGAAGCCGCCAACUAUACUAUUGUCGCAGGACAACUAUACAAACGCAGAUUCUCGCAACCCCUGCUCAAAUGUAUUGAACCCGGGGACACGGAGUACAUACUCCGCGAAAUCCACGAAGGCUGCUGUGGCCACCACGUCGGAGGCAAAACUUAAAAACUGCGACAAAUGGCAAAGGCACGCCAAUAUCCACCAAGCCGCCCCUCACCAGCUCAGCAUCAUAUCGGCGGAACGGCCGUUCGGCACCUGGGGUAUCGACCUCGUCGGGCCCUUCCCUACGGCACCCGGUCAACUCAGAUACCUCAUCGUCACCAUAGACUACUACACCAAAUGGAUCGAAGCCGAACCCCUAGCCUCCAUAACGGCAGCCCAAUGCCGAAAAUUCCUCUGGCGACAGAUCAUCACCCGAUUCGGAAUCCCCGAGAUCGUUAUCUCGGACAACGGAACCCAAUUUGCUGACAAAAAGUUUACAGAAUUUUUAGAAGGAUUACACGUAUCUCACCGUUUCAGCUCGGUAGAACACCCCCAAACAAACGGACAGGUGGAAUCCGCAAACAAAAUAAUCGUCAAAGGACACAAGAAGCGGCUAGAUGAAGCCAAAGGACUAUGGGCCGACGAACUCGGAUCGGUCCUAUGGUCAUACCGAACCACACCACAAACGACCAAAGGAGAAACACCCUUCCGAUUAACAUACGGUGUGGAAGCGGUCAUCCCGGUAGAAAUCAGGGACCCAAGCCCCAGAAAAAUGGUCGGCGGUAACAACGAAGAAGCAGAACGAGACCUCAUUGACGAGGAAAGAACCAUAGCUCAUAUCAAAGAGCUAGCCCUAAAACAGAAAAUCAGCUUAAGAUACAACCAUGGCGUCAUCCGACGAGAAUUCGCAACCGACGAUCUCGUCCUACGACGAAACGACAUCGGUCCCCCGAACCCAGGAGAAGGGAAACUCACCCCCAACUGGGAAAGACCAUACAGAAUCAAGGCGGUAAUCGGAAAAGGAGCAUACAAACUCGAACGGCUUAACGGCGACGAAGUCCCAAGGACCUGGAACGCCGCAAAUUUACGGCGAUACUACACCUAG